Molecule: messenger RNA, 3988 nt
Organism: Xenopus laevis (African clawed frog)
Lineage: Eukaryota; Metazoa; Chordata; Amphibia; Anura; Pipidae
Gene: hspa4.L
Product: heat shock protein family A (Hsp70) member 4 L homeolog
Exons: 19
Coding region: 262-2775 (837 amino acids)
Biological process (GO): protein folding
Cellular component (GO): cytosol; cytoplasm; nucleus
Molecular function (GO): ATP binding; ATP hydrolysis activity
Source: RefSeq, a predicted model, not a curated record
CGCUUAUUGGCCUCCAACAAGCGCAGGGAAUCCGCGAUUGGUAAAUUUAGUGCCCGGCUUGUGACGUAACGAUAUCGCGAUAUCUCCCGGCGCUGCCGUUUUUCCCAUCCCUCCUCCUAUGACAGCGAGAACUUUCGAGAUCUCACGCGGUUCCAUUCAUCUCCCCCACAGCGGUGACUAGCACAGUGCGGUUGUCCGCCAGAUCUCAGUGCUUCCCGCUGCCCCUCAGCUGUCCACCCUGCUCGUCGUUGUGCUGUAGACAUGUCGGUGGUGGGCUUUGACUUUGGAUUCCAGAGCUGCUAUGUCGCCGUCGCUCGGGCCGGGGGUAUUGAAACGGUGGCCAAUGAGUACAGCGACCGCAGCACCCCAGCAUGUAUUUCCUUUGGUCCGAAGAAUCGGUCUAUUGGAGCAGCAGCCAAAAGCCAAGUAAUAUCAAAUGCAAAGAACACAUUACAAGGCUUCAAAAGGUUCCAUGGGCGGGCAUACACGGAUCCAUUUGUGCAAGCGGAAAAGCCUGGUCUUGCCUAUGAAAUUGUGGAGUUGCCAACAGGCUCUGCAGGAAUUAAGGUUGUAUACUUGGAAGAGGAGAAAUGUUUUACCACUGAACAGGUGACUGCAAUGCAGCUAACCAAGCUGAAAGAAACCGCAGAGAGUGCAUUAAAGAAACCUGUAGUGGACUGCGUUGUGGCUGUACCCUCUUUCUUUACGGAUGCAGAACGGCGGUCUGUAGUUGAUGCCACACAGAUUGCAGGGCUGAAUUGUUUGCGCCUUAUUAAUGAAACAACUGCAGUUGCUUUGGCUUAUGGUAUCUAUAAACAAGACUUGCCUGCUCCAGAAGAGAAACCCAGAAUUGUUGUUUUUGUGGAUAUGGGACAUUCUGCCUAUCAAGUGUCUGUCUGUGCAUUCAACAAGGGCAAACUAAAAGUCCUAGCCACAUCAUUUGACCCUACAUUGGGUGGCAGGAAGUUUGAUGACGUUUUGGUAAGCUAUUUCGUUGAAGAAUUCGGUAAAAAAUACAAGCUGGAAAUCAAGUCCAAGAUUAGGCCUUUGCUACGUCUUGCUCAGGAGUGUGAGAAGCUUAAGAAGCUGAUGAGCGCAAAUGCUUCUCAGCUACCACUUAAUAUUGAAUGUUUCAUGAAUGACAUUGAUGUGUCUGGAUCUAUGAAUCGAGGACAUUUUGAAGAAAUGUGUGACAGUCUUUUAUCUCGAGUUGAACCACCUCUACGAAGUGUUUUGGAACAAGCCAAGCUAAAAAAAGAAGAUAUUUAUGCAGUAGAGAUUGUUGGUGGUGCCACUCGAAUCCCUGCUGUGAAGGAGAGAAUAAUGAGGUUCUUCGGCAAAGAAGUCAGUACAACACUGAAUGCUGAUGAAGCUGUAGCCAGAGGUUGUGCAUUGCAGUGUGCCAUCCUAUCCCCAGCUUUUAAAGUGCGAGAAUUUUCUAUCACAGAUCUAGUACCAUAUCCCAUAUCAUUAAAAUGGAAUUCUCCAGCUGAGGAAGGUUUAAGUGAUUGUGAAGUCUUCCCUAAGAAUCAUGCAGCUCCUUUCUCCAAAGUGCUUACGUUCUACAGAAAGGAUUCCUUUAAUCUGGAUGCUUACUACAGUGCUCCAAAGGAAUUGCCCUAUCCAGACCCCUCCUUAGGUCAAUUUCACAUUCAGAAAGUCAUCCCACAAGCUGACGGGUCCAGCUCUAAAGUAAAGGUGAAAGUACGUGUGAACAUCCAUGGAAUAUUUAGUGUAUCCAGUGCCUCUCUCGUUGAGAUACACAAAACAGAAGACGGUGAGGAACCCAUGGAAACAGAUCAGGUUACAAAGGAGGAGGAGAAAAUGCAAGUUGAUCAAGAAGAGCCUAAACUAGAAGAGAACCAGCAAGCACAAGCAGAAACCAAGACUAAUCCUGAUGAGAUGGAGACCUCACAACCUGGGGCCAAGGAUAAAAAGACUGAUCAGCCUCCCCAAGCCAAGAAAGCAAAAGUGAAGACCAGCACAGUGGACUUGCCCAUUGAGCACUACCCACCAUGGCAGAUUGGCCGGGACAUGCUAAAUUUAUUUGUCGAGAAUGAGGGCAAGAUGAUCAUGCAAGACAAACUGGAGAAGGAAAGGAUUGAUGCCAAGAAUGCAGUAGAAGAAUAUGUGUAUGAGAUGAGGGACAAGCUGAGUGGGAUCUAUGAGAAGUUUGUCAGUGAAGAUGACCGGAACAGCUUCAUUCUGAAACUAGAGGACACUGAAAACUGGCUGUACGAAGAUGGGGAAGAUCAGCUCAAACAAGUUUAUAUCGAUAAGUUAAAUGAUUUAAAGAAAUUAGGGAACCCUAUACAGAUACGCAAUCAGGAAUACGAGGAAAGACCAAAAGCUUUUGAAGAACUGGGGAAGCAGAUUCAACUUUACUUGAAAGUUGUUAACGCGUACAAAAAUAAGGAAGAGGCCUACGAUCACUUGGAUCCCGCUGAUAUGGAAAAAAUGGAAAAGAGCAUUAACGAGGCCAUGGAAUGGCUGAAUAACAAAAUGAAUUUACAGAUGAAGCAAGAUCCUACUGCAGACCCAAUAGUGAAGACCAAGGAUAUCCAAGGCAAAGCUAAAGAGUUAAUAAACUUGUGCAACCCAAUAGUAACAAAACCGAAGCCCAAGGUCGAGCCACCGAAAGAGGAGCAGUCAAGUGAGCAGAACGGACCAGUAGAUGGCAAUACAAACAGCCAAGGGCCACAGGGUGCUGAGCCGAAGCCAGAUGCAGCUGCUGCAGAGGCAGAGAAGAAGCUCCCUGAAAUGGACAUUGAAUAAAUUCCAUCAUUUAUUUCUAUUCUAAAACAGUAUAAUAAAGCUUUAAGUUGUUACCCACAUACGGCUCAGAGUACCAGUCCGAGGAAAGAGACAGCAGUUUUCCUAGUUAGUCACCCCUUUUAUUUCUCCCCCCCGCCUUUUUCUUCUUUUUGUUUAUUUUUUUACUGAUCAUUUGGCAUUCGUAUUGUUUGUUUGAAUGUUCUUUUCUAUUUAUGUUGCUUUAGCGUAAAUCCUUGUUGCUACAACUGAUUAGUGUUGGCUGUAACUCGCACAUUAGCCAGUAGGCCAGUGUGUCCGUAGCUACAACAGGUAUGCAGCUUAAUAGUAGAACUCAAGGCCUACCUACCUACAAUAAGUUGAAUUGCUACAAAAAGCCACAAUCAAAGGACACUCCUGUGUUCAUGCGCUUAACUUUACUCCAGAUCCUGAAGUCUUGGUUUGCAUCUUUCCCUGUAUGCUGCACUACUGCCCCACUGACAGCUGGAAACCAGAGUAUUAAAACUCAGCACUGAUAGUGGUCUCUUAGUAGUACCCUGAGUUUACUGUCCUAUAAGUACUGGCAUUUGCUGAUCUCAUUAUGUUUUCCAUUAUCAAGGUGUAGGUGAGUGUUUUAAAUGCAGUUUGAUAGGUACCAUUCGCCCAUCCUUUAAUGGAAGUCGCAACGAAAAGCUUCAAUAGUUUAACGGCCUUUGUUGUUUCUGAUUAGUGUUGAACUCGAACAAAGCCACGAAUGACCAUCUUUAAUGCUGGAUUAACGGCCUUUGUUGUUUCUGAUUAGUGUUUAACUCAAACAAAGCCACGAAUGACUGUCUUUAAUGCUGAAUUAUAAAAUAUAGAACUACAUGAAUUUAGCCUUGCUCCGGGGGAGGCACAGCAAGUAUUGCUUUCGAGCCACGGCUUCAUAUUGUAACAGCAGGUGAAUCACUUAAGGCCAUGCAAUGCAGUCUAUUCGUCCUUCAUGUUAUUUUAAACAUGGGGCAUGUAUUUAGAACACAAGUAUUGGCUAAAAUUCUUGCCGCAAGAAGGUUUCUGAUAAGCGGAAACAUUUGCAGGCAAGAUUUACAUCUAAUACUGAUCCGGACUUAGUAACCAGUAAGUUACCAUACCCCCAUAGAUAUAAUCCAUCUUUGUAAUUUUUUUUUUAUGAUUGUUACAUAAUCAAAACUCUAAAACACAGCAGUUCUUGUCUCAAAAUAAACAUGCUGGGUUGCAA